Molecule: messenger RNA, 3156 nt
Organism: Phyllopteryx taeniolatus (common seadragon)
Lineage: Eukaryota; Metazoa; Chordata; Actinopteri; Syngnathiformes; Syngnathidae
Gene: nmnat1
Product: nicotinamide nucleotide adenylyltransferase 1
Exons: 5
Coding region: 64-888 (274 amino acids)
Biological process (GO): NAD+ biosynthetic process
Molecular function (GO): nicotinate-nucleotide adenylyltransferase activity; nicotinamide-nucleotide adenylyltransferase activity
Source: RefSeq, a predicted model, not a curated record
GUUACACCGGUCGAGCGCCUGACUGCAGUCGAGUUGUCUGGCUAACUCUGCCCAGAAUGAAGCAUGGAAGUUGAGAGGAGAACAAGAGUGGUCCUUCUGGCAUGUGGGUCCUUUAAUCCCAUCACCAACAUGCACCUGAGGAUGUUUGAACUGGCUCGAGACUAUCUGGAAGACACAGGUCGCUACAAGGUGGUGAAAGGCAUCGUGUCUGCGGUUGGGGAUGGCUACAAGAAGCAAGGUCUGAUCGAGGCUUUCCAUCGUGUGAAAAUGGCCAGACUGGCAACUGAGAACUCUGAGUGGAUCACAGUGGAUGCAUGGGAGAGCUUGCAGCCUGAGUGGGUGGAGACAGCCAAAGUGAUUCGGCAUCACUAUUCAGAACUAACAGCAGCUGAGCAAAAUGGUGAUCAGGUGGACACUGUCAAGUAUGCCAAAAAGAGACGCAUUGAAGAGAAUUAUGUUGAGAAUGCAUCAUAUCACAACAAAAGAGACGCAACUCAGUUGAUGCUGCUGUGUGGUGCUGAUGUCCUCGAGUCUUUCGGGAUCUCCAACUUGUGGAAGGAGGAAGACAUCUCAGAAAUAGUGGGCCGCUUCGGCUUGGUGUGUAUCACACGCUGUGGCAGCGACCCACACAAGUUCAUCCACCGGUCAGACAUGCUGUGGAAGCACCGCAAGAACAUCCACGUGGUCCCUGAGUGGGUGGCCAACGACAUCUCCGCCACGCACGUGCGCCGGGCUCUGCGUCGCGAUCGAAGUGUUAAAUACCUGCUGCCGGACAACGUGCUUCAUUACAUCCAUGAGCAUCAUCUCUACAGUGCCGAAAGCGAGCAGAACAACGCCGGUGUGGUUCUCGCACCCCUGCAAAGAUACGUAGGUGACCCCUCUGGUUAAAACGUAGACUGCUUUUACAGUGAAAUGACACUAUUUAAAGCUUUUACCAGUGCCUACUCCACAAAACAGUAAUAGUGUCGAUCCUUAAAUUUGGAUAUCCUUCAAAACAAAAUUUCCCAUUGAGAGCAAUUUUAUUUGUUAUAAUUUGUUUAAGAGUCCAAACUGUCAUCAUCAUAGAACCUUUAGCAAUUAUACAGGCAAUAAUUAAUUGCCAUAAACAGAAGUUAGCAAGUCAUUUAUUCACUGCGUCAAUAAUGGACCUCGCACAUCAAUUUUUGACAUGAAUUGUCACACAAAUAUAGAAUGAAAUCAACCACCAAUGCAGUUUUUCCAACAUUUAUUGAGCUAAGGCACAUCAUUUACAUUUUAAAAAAAUUAAUGGAACAUCAUCAAACAAAAAGUCACAAAACUAUAUAAAAAUAAUGAUGAUGUCAACGCACAUUACUCACAAAUUUACAAAGUUUGUACUAAAACUGGGCCUUGUUUAGUUGAACACCUAUUAUUCUGUUGUAUGCAUGCCAACAGGUGGAUACACAGUUUUAUUGUAGGUUGCUGUGAAAAAAUAUUGGCUUCCUUCUCAAAUUCUUAUUUUUGCAUAAUUUCCCCACUUUGUUUAAAGUCAUCAAACAGAUGUAAAUAUCAGACAAAGACAACCCAAGUAAAUGAAAUGAAUGAAUGUAUUCAGGAAAAAAACAAAUUCAAACCUACCUGGUCCUGUAUGAAAAAGUAAAGGCCCCCUAAACCUAAUAACUGGUUGUGCCACCCUCAGCAGCAAAAACUGAAAUCAAGCGUCUUCAAUAACUGGCAAUGAGUCUUUUACAUCUCUGUGGAGAUAUUUCGGCCCACUUUUCCUUGCAGAAUUUUAAUUCAGCAACAGUGGAGGGAUUUCAAGCAUGAACGGCCGGCCUUUUUAAUGUCAUGCCACAGCGUUUCAAUGAGAUUCAAGUCUGGACUUUAACUAGGUCACUGCAAAAUUUUAAUUAAAACAAAUAAAAUAAAAAUUUAAGCCAUUCAGAGGUUAACACGCUGAUGAUAUGUUUUGGAUUAUUGUCCUGCUGCACAACCCAAGCGUGCUUCAGCUUGAGGUCACAAACUGAUGGCUGAACAUUCUACUUCAGGAUUUUCUGGUAAAGAGCAGAAUUUAUGGUUGCAUUAAUCACAGCAAGUCGUCCAAGUCCUGCAGGAGUAAAACAGCCUCAGAACAUCACGCUACCAUCACAAUGUUUGACUGGUGGUAUGAUGUUCUUUUUCAGAAAUGCUGUGUUAACAUUUAUGCCAGAUGUAAUGAGACACACUCUUUCCAAAAACUCCAUAGAAGAUUCUCCCAAAAGUCUUGGGAAUCAUUCAGAUGUUUGUUUACAAAAGUAAGACGAGCCUCGAUGUUCUUUUUGGUCAGCAGUGGUUUUUACCUUGGAACUCUGCCAUGUCAUUUUUGCCCAGUCUCUUCUUUACUGUUGAGUCAUGAACACUGACCUUAGUUCUUUAGAUGUUGUCCUGGGUUCCUUUGUGACAUUAACUGAGGCAAGGGAGGCUUGCAGUUCUUUAGAUGUUGUCCUGAGUUCCUUUGUGGCUUCCUGGAUGAGUCAUUGCUGUUCUCUUGGAGUAAUUUUUGAAGGCCGGUCACUCCUUGGAAGCUUCACCACUGUUCCAUGUUUUCUCCAUUUGAGGAUAAUGGCUCUCUCUGUGAUUUGCUGAAAUCCGAAAGUUUUACAAAUAGCUUUGUAACCCUUUCCAGGCUGAUAGAUGUCAGUUACUUUAUUUCUUGCCUGUUCUUGAAUGUCAUUUUUUCAAAAUUCAUCCUGAUCAUUGUGCAUGUCUGAUCUUUAACUAGAGGAAAUUUUGGUUGUGGUUAUUGCUGCCAAAGGAGGGUCAAGCGGUUAUUAAAUUAGUUCAGUUAAUUCCUCCCCAUGAUCUGACUCCAUUCAAUGACCAAUUUAUGCAGAAAUUUAAGAAUUUCCAAAAUGUUCACAUACGUACCUUUUCCUCCUACUGUAUGAUGAGAUUUCCAAUGCUAAGGAUUCGAAUUUUUCCAAAACUCCCAACUUCAAGGUAUUACUGCAUAUGUGAUAAAACAACAUAGAUAUUCCAGUGUGUGAAGUGAUUGUUUUAGUGUAUGCUUCUGUGCUAGGUGUACUAAAAUUUUCCCACCUCGCACUCCGACAACCUGAAGGUAGACAACUUUCUUAACGUGUUGGCAGUGCUGUGCAUGGGAAAAUUGACUUGUUUUCACACUAGAAAUUGAAUAAAACAGCUGACUUUGUUUUGCAA